This is a messenger RNA of Seminavis robusta, 1976 nucleotides long. The record is from the annotation of a GenBank genome assembly. NCBI's taxonomy places the organism in Eukaryota, Bacillariophyta, Bacillariophyceae, Naviculales, Naviculaceae.
UUCGGCUUCUGCAAACUUUGCUUUCCGCUCGACCAUCACCUCUCAUUUUUUCUGGGUCGAUCCAAGCAACCCAACCAUAGCAGUCUGAUUGUCUGAUUUGUUGGUAGUGUAGUGUAUUGGCCACCCAGCAUGUCCUCUCCAUCUCUCUGUCGCUCCCUGACGCUGCUCCCGCAUCGCGCAUCCUGGUCUCUUCGAGCCAUUGUGCAUUUAAUCUCGACACAUCAAUUGACGUGUGAAGAGUUGGCGCGAUAUUGUCAUUCCACGGCAGUGGCAGGCGACCAAGUCUGGGAAUUGGGGGCCUUUAGCCGGAUAUCUUCCUGGGAGGAUAUUGCUCAAGCCGCUCGAGAAUCGGAUCAACGGCGUGCCAAUCAAGAACAACGGAGUCCCUUGGAUGGGAUUCCCAUUUCCAUCAAGGCCAAUUUGGCUGUAGCAGAUCAUCCACUGACAGCGGGCAGUCGCAUCCUGGGAGCUUUUUCCAAUUCCGACCACAAUAAUCAUAAUGUGGGAUACAAUGCUGCCGUGGUACAACGCUUGGUCGAAGACUGUGGCGCCAUUUGCAUUGGUAUUACCAACAUGGAUGAAUUUGGCAUGGGGAGUCUGGGAACCAACACUAGCAAUUCCAAACCGACCAAGAAUCCCUUGGCGUACUUGACAUCACCACCACCCAAUGCACCCGAAAUGACACUGGCAGAAAUCGUGAAACACGAUCCUUCCGACAUUUUGAAAGCUCACCAAGAGCAGCAACAGCAAGAUCAAACCAACAACAAUAAUUAUGCCGCAGGUGGAUCCUCCUGUGGGGCAGCCGCUUCCAUUGCUCAUGGAUCGUCUCUGAUUGCCUUUGGAUCGGACACGGGUGGAUCCAUUCGAUUGCCGGCCGCGUGGUGUGGAGUCGUUGGGUUGAAACCAUCCUAUGGACGCUUGAGUCGCCACGGAUUGGUCAGCUAUGCCUCUUCCUUGGAUACCGUAGGAUUCGUGACACCCACGGUCGACUGUGCCUCGAUGGUGUUGGAGGAGUUGGCCGCCGACAAGUCCAUCCCGAAGGAUUCCACGUCUCAUGUCUACUCAACCACCCAACGAAAUAACAAACCACAGGAGACAAUCACCCGAGAAGAACCAACCACACAUGAUAGCAGCAACCAUCCCUUACAGGGUAUCAGGAUUGGAAUUCCGGCUGCCUUUUGCGUGGAAGAAUGCCCCGACGCGGUCCAGAAAGCCUGGACCCAAGGGGCCAAUGAUCUGGCCGAUGCGGGUGCCUCUGUAGUGCACUUGUCCCACGAUAUUGUGUCACCCGAGAUGAUUCAACAAAGUUUGGCCGCUUACUACGUGCUUGCAUGUGCCGAAGCUAGCUCCAAUCUCGCCCGAUACGAUGGGUUCCGGUACGGAGUCGCGGCGGAGACAGCAGCAAAUGAUACUAAUGAUGACAAUGACGAACGUUCGUCUCUGCAUCGACAAUAUGCCGCGACGCGAACCACCGGAUUUGGACUGGAAGUCAUUCGACGCAUCUUAUGUGGCACGGCCGUCUUGUCCUCGGACAAGUUCCACACCCAUUACGAAGGUGCUGCCAAACUCCGUGCCUUGGUGACUCGACAACUUCACAAUGCUUUGGAAACACAUGUGGACUAUCUGUUGAUCCCGACUGUAGUCUCGCCACCGCCAUGUUUGGACGAGGAGGCCGUGGACAGUACUGCCAUGUUUGCCAAUGACAUCAUGACCGUGCCCAUAAGUCUGGCUGGAUUGGCAGCCGUAAGUGUAGCCCCGGAUACCGCGACUGUGGACGGAGUGGUCGGGUUACAGCUAGUGGGGCAUCGGCUCGAUGAAGAAAGACUGCUGGAAGUGGCUCGAUACUUGGCUAGGCAAGCCACGUAACGUUUUAGCUAGACUACGGGGGAGUAGUAUGUAGAAUAUCGUUAUUCCUUAAUAAAAUGGAAACAGGAUGAUAUGAAAUUAGAGUGGAACAGUGUAGAUUGAUCGUGAAU